Molecule: messenger RNA, 855 nt
Organism: Penicillium maclennaniae
Lineage: Eukaryota; Fungi; Ascomycota; Eurotiomycetes; Eurotiales; Aspergillaceae
Product: ketopantoate reductase family protein
Exons: 2
Coding region: 1-855 (284 amino acids)
Biological process (GO): pantothenate biosynthetic process
Cellular component (GO): cytoplasm
Molecular function (GO): 2-dehydropantoate 2-reductase activity
Source: RefSeq, a predicted model, not a curated record
AUGGCAAGCACACCUUCCAUCCGCAUCGAGGUAGGAAACAUUUCGCUUUACAUCUGGUAUCUCGUUGACUCAAAUCGAUCAGUGGUCAGGUCCCCAUCCGAAGCAUCAGCCGCUGACUACGUCGUGUGCGCCCACAAGGCCAUUGAUCAGGAGGAUGUGGUAGUGCAAUUACAGCCAGUGGUGGAUCAGAGUCGGACGACAAUCGUGAUAAUACAAAAUGGAGUCGGUAAUGAGGAGGCCUUCAGGAAGCGAUUCCCGGCAAGCUCCAUUUUAACUUGUGUGACCUGGGUGGGAGCGACACAAAUUAGCCCCGGCAUCGUUAAGCACACCAAGUCCGAGGAUAUGCAGAUCGGCCUUUUCCCCCAUGGACAGGCCGAAAGGGUGACGGAUCAGCAAAACCUCGAUAUUUUCGCUGAGUUGCUCCAGAAUGGCCAAACUCGUUUCCAGAUUCUUGAAGAUAUCCAACAAAAGCGAUGGGAGAAGGUUGUAUGGAACGCGGCAUGGAACUCUCUCACUGCGUUGACGAUGGUAGACACUCAGACGUGGCUACACUCCUCAGAAUACGCCGAGCCCUUCACUCGGGAGUUGAUGCGUGAAGUCAUCGACAUUGCUCGCGGUUGUGGCGUUGCUUUAACAGAUGAGCUCCCUGAGCAACUGAUCGGAAAGAUCAAGGCCAUGCCAGGCAUUGGGAGCAGCAUGCAGACUGAUUGCAAGAACGGACGACCCAUGGAGAUCGAUGUUAUUUUGGGCUUCCCAGUGCGUAAAUCACGAGAGCUGGGAAUAAAGGCCCCACGCUUGGAGAGCCUCUAUGUCAUCCUGCGAGCGAUAGAUGGUCGACUGCGUGCUGCACUGUAG